Molecule: messenger RNA, 809 nt
Organism: Gracilinanus agilis (Agile Gracile Mouse Opossum)
Lineage: Eukaryota; Metazoa; Chordata; Mammalia; Didelphimorphia; Didelphidae
Gene: POLE4
Product: DNA polymerase epsilon 4, accessory subunit
Exons: 4
Coding region: 42-422 (126 amino acids)
Cellular component (GO): epsilon DNA polymerase complex; nucleus
Molecular function (GO): protein heterodimerization activity
Source: RefSeq, a predicted model, not a curated record
AGGCUGGGGGAACGCGCCCGCGGUACGCACGGGUGCUCGGGAUGGCAGCGGCGGCUGCCACGGCGGCUGUGACAGUCAGCCCGGCGGCUGCGCCAGUGGAAGAGGAGGGCCCCAGUGGAGAGGCAGAAUCGGCGGCGGCCCCUCAGCCGCAGGCCCCAGCAGCUUCGGUUGGGCCCCGCUUGUCGCGGUUGCCUCUGGCGCGGGUGAAAGCGCUGGUGAAGGCAGACCCAGACGUGACGCUUGCAGGCCAGGAAGCCAUCUUCAUCCUGGCGCGAGCCGCGGAACUCUUUGUGGAAACUAUUGCAAGAGAUGCCUACUUCUGUGCCCAACAAGGGAAAAGGAAAACUCUUCAGAGGAAGGACCUGGAUAAUGCAAUAGAAGCUGUGGAUGAAUUUGCUUUUCUAGAAGGCACUUUGGAUUGAGUUGCACGAGUUCUGCAGAUCCUGGAGUCUCUUAUUGAAUUCCUGUGUUCUCCUACCUGCACUGCAGCAGGUCUCAUCUGUGUCUGAAUGUUGUCCUACACAGACUGUUUCCUAGGGGAGCAUUUUCUGUUAUUCCAGUUCAUUGCUCUAUUUCCUGCUGCCCACGUAAUCUUUGAAAGGAUAUCAACCCAAGAAUGGGCUUGUCUGUGAUUUUAGCUCUUGGCUUUUCUUGGCACAAGUCUCACCACUGCCUGUGUCCACUAGUGAUGGGCUUGGUUCCACACCUGAUCCCUGUGGAGAGAAGGAUGAAGAAUUUUUUUCUUGGUAGAGAGGCCUUAUGAAAAAUGAAGCACAAAAUAAAGAUGUUUGGACUAACAUGCACUUAAA